AUGGGCCGCAGCUUCUCGGGCAACCUGUUCGCUGCGGGGAAGCUCAGGUUAAUUGAGGAGAGCGACAGUUUAGGUAUUACUUGUGGUCGUACACGUAUCCCUGUUUUAGGAAAACUUGGGACUUUUGAAACUUGUUCCCUAAAACGAAUUCCUCUUAGAAACUUUUCAGAAACACCAGCAUAUUUUGCUUCAAAGGAUGGUGCAAGCAAGGAUGGUUCUGGAGAUGGAAGCAAGAAAUCUGUUGGUGAGGGUGGUGGUAAAAAGUCAAGCUCUGGAAGCUCUGGGAAAGGAGGGAACCAGCUGCGCUGCCCAAAGUGUGGGGACUUGUGCACACACGUGGAGACCUUUGUGUCUUCCACCCGUUUUGUGAAGUGUGAGAAGUGUCACCACUUUUUUGUUGUCCUAUCAGAGGCAGACACAAAAAAGAGCAUCAUUAAAGAGCCCGAGUCAGCAGCAGAAGCUGUGAAAUUGGCAUUCCAGCAGAAGCCACCACCUCCACCGAAAAAGAUUUACAACUACCUCGACAAAUACGUUGUUGGUCAGUGUUUUGCCAAGAAGGUGCUUUCAGUUGCUGUGUAUAAUCAUUACAAGAGAAUCUACAAUAAUAUCCCAUCUAACCUGAGACAGCAAGCAGAAGUUGAGAAACAGACUUCUUUAACACCAAGAGAAUUAGAAAUCAGAAGACGGGAGGAUGAGUACAGAUUUACAAAACUGUUGCAGAUUGCUGGAAUCAGUCCACACGGUAAUGCUUUGGGAGCAUCAAUGCAGCAACAAAUGAACCAGCAGAUACCUCAGGAAAAACGGGGAGGAGAAGUACUAGAUUCACCCAAUGAUGACAUUAAACUUGAAAAAAGUAAUAUUUUGCUGCUUGGACCAACUGGAUCAGGUAAAACCUUGCUGGCUCAGACUCUGGCUAAAUGCCUAGAUGUCCCUUUUGCUAUCUGUGAUUGUACCACCUUGACUCAAGCUGGCUAUGUUGGGGAAGACAUUGAAUCUGUCAUUGCAAAACUCCUGCAAGAUGCCAACUACAACAUAGAGAAAGCACAGCAAGGAAUUGUUUUUCUGGAUGAAGUAGAUAAGAUUGGCAGUGUUCCUGGUAUCCAUCAGUUACGGGAUGUUGGGGGAGAAGGUGUUCAGCAGGGCUUGUUAAAAUUACUUGAAGGCACAAUAGUAAACGUUCCAGAAAAGAAUUCUCGAAAACUACGUGGAGAAACGGUGCAGGUUGACACAACAAACAUCCUGUUUGUAGCUUCUGGUGCUUUUAAUGGUCUUGACAGAAUUAUCAGCAGGAGGAAAAAUGAAAAAUACCUAGGAUUUGGGACACCAUCUAACAUGGGGAAAGGCAGAAGGGCGGCAGCAGCAGCUGAUCUUGCCAAUAUCAGCGGAGAGUCUGACCCACAGGAAGAUAUUGAGGAGAAGGAUCGCUUGCUGCGCCACGUGGAAGCCAGGGAUCUCAUCGAGUUUGGCAUGAUUCCUGAAUUUGUGGGACGUUUGCCUGUUGUGGUUCCUCUGCACAGCCUGGAUGAGAAAACUCUCGUACGGAUCCUCACCGAGCCACGGAACGCUGUGGUUCCUCAGUACCAGGCACUAUUCAGCAUGGAUAAGUGUGAAUUAAAUGUAACUGAAGAUGCAUUGAAGGCUAUAGCCAGACUGGCCCUGGACAGAAAAACUGGUGCCAGAGGUCUUCGGUCUAUAAUGGAGAAGCUGCUGCUGGAGCCCAUGUUUGAAGUGCCCAAUUCUGACAUCGUAUGUGUGGAAGUUGACAAAGAUGUUGUAGAAGGCAAAAAAGAGCCAGGAUACAUUAGGGCUCCCACCAAGGAUUCAUCAGAAGAGGAGUAUGACUCUGGAGUGGAGGAGGAAGGCUGGCCUCGACAGGCAGAUGCUGCAAACCAUUAAACACUGUCAGAACUGUCACCUGCAAAAAGCUCCCUCGGUUCUUUCCUUACGAUUGCUUCUGGCUGCAGCCUGAUCCCAAAGGCACCAGAUCUGUCUCGGAUACAAUUCGUGAUGAGGAACUUGAUUAGCUAGAUCAGAUCGUGUGUUUUAUUGCAGCAUCACAUUGAUUUGAUGGACAGAGUGUGGACUGGGAUGGCAUAAUGUUCAAAUAUGAAUUGUAUAUUACACUUGUUCAAUUAAAAUGUAUAGCAAAUGCAGCAGCACCUGCACUGCUCUUGCCAGAAAAAAAAACCAGCAGCACAGGUGCUGCCAAUAGUUAGAUUUAACAAUAAUGUUACUCUACAAAUGGGAAAUCAAAAUUAAUCUAAACUAUCUUAGCUCCUGGUACGGCUCACAGGGGGUUAUGUUCAGGUCAGUGUUAGUCCUGCUGGUGUGUGGAACCCAGCGGGUGCAGGAGUGACUUGUUACAUUGGUGGGGGAGGAAACCCUUUCGGAAAAACUGGGACACACUUUGUGACACUGCUGGGAGAUUCUGCUAACAUGUGACACUGGUUUGUUACAGUAAUUUGAAUAUCGAAUAAUACCCUUCACAUCUCCAUUGGGAGCUUUAGACACCUUGGAUACUGUGAAAGAAGGUGAAGUCAGUCAUUUACUGGUUUUCCAGAGGGUUAACAAGAUUCCUAGGAAGCAGUAAAACCAUCUAAAUUUGGAUGAGAAGUCACCAUAAAUUUUUAAAUAUUAAUGUUCUAAUAUAGUACAUUUUGUUUAACGUAUUGGAACUAUCAUGCAUCAGUUUUUUGGUGCCAGGUAUUUGCCCAACCUAUCUUAUAAUGUUAAGAGAUGAAAGAAGUAAAUGUAUAAUAUUUUUGCUGUAAUCAGUAGUGAUUGUUCACAACAGUGCUUUUUAAGUUAUAUUCUCAAAUACUAGUAUUGCAUCUUGUGGGUUUGUCUUUGAUUUUUAGUCUCACAGCAAGCAAUCCUCCCUCUUCUGUUCUCCACCAAAAUUAAUUCAAUCCUUUAGGAAAGUCUUUGUAAAAACACUAAAGGACCUGUAUGUUUUUGAUUUGUUUCAGGAAUUAAAAUUGUCACUUACAACUUUGUUUUGUCCUUCGGUGAAAACGUGGAUUUGAGUUUCCCUAAAACUUUAAUUCACACUAUUUCAAUAAAACUUUCAUCCUUCUUUUCA
Messenger RNA from Ficedula albicollis (Collared flycatcher), 3082 nucleotides. RefSeq names its product caseinolytic mitochondrial matrix peptidase chaperone subunit (gene CLPX). Gene Ontology annotation, cellular component: mitochondrial matrix. Gene Ontology annotation, molecular function: ATP hydrolysis activity; ATP-dependent protein folding chaperone; zinc ion binding. The transcript has 14 exons. Gene Ontology annotation, biological process: proteolysis; protein folding; protein catabolic process. The record is from RefSeq and is a predicted model, not a curated record. Bases 1 to 1896 code for a protein of 631 amino acids. Lineage: Eukaryota; Metazoa; Chordata; Aves; Passeriformes; Muscicapidae.